This is a messenger RNA of Mytilus trossulus (common blue mussel), 1306 nucleotides long. RefSeq lists its product as uncharacterized. Bases 169 to 1068 code for a protein of 299 amino acids. Lineage: Eukaryota; Metazoa; Mollusca; Bivalvia; Mytilida; Mytilidae. The record is from RefSeq and is a predicted model, not a curated record. The transcript is spliced from 5 exons.
AUUUCGCAAUACAAUAAACAGGUUUUAACCAGCUACGCCAUUCCUUUUAAGAAGGAUAACUUCUUGUAUAUUCCAGGGAAACCCUGGCAUCUGUUAGAGAUCAGUAUAAAUACGAAGUGCAUCAAGUAAUGCGACACUUUACCGAUUUUGUUAAGACAAAGAAUACGAAUGGAUAACAUUGAUGACGAUAAGAAGUUUUAUGAUUCAAACGCUGCUGUUAAAGGGGUCAUCGAACAUUUUCGAAGACUUCAGAAUUUUUGGGAAGAAAAGUCAAAAGGAGAAUACCGAAUCAUUUCAAAAGACGUACAAAUAGACACAUUUAACAGUGUCUAUAAGUUGCAUGGACCGAUAUAUGUACAUAUCAAAAGAAAUGUAACUGUUGAGACAAAAACAAUGCCAUUUAGCGAUGUACAUACACAGAAAAUGGGCUGUCGAGAGAAACAUGUUUCGGACGAGCAGCCAAAGAAAGAAGACCAACACAUUUCAAAAGACGUCCAAAUAGAUACAUUUAACACUGUCUAUUAUGUACAUGGACCGAUAUACGUACACAUCAACAGAAAGAGUUCCAAUUACUCAAGAACAUCGAUUCAGGCCCGACAACCACACGCCACCAGACAAAUAGAUGUUGUAGAUAACAAAUUUUUUCCAAAGCUUAAAACCUUUUGGGAAGAAAAGACCAAAGCAGAAGAACAUGGACGCAUUUCAAAAGAUGCACAGAUAGAUACAUUUAAUACUGUCUAUAAGUUAUAUGGUCCUAUAUACGUACAUAUUUUUCUAAACCUUAAAACCUUUCGGGAAGAAAAGAACAAUACAAAAGAACAUCGACACAUUUUAAAAGAUGUACAGAUUGAUACAUUUAAUACUGUCUAUACGUUACACGGUCCUAUAUACCUACAUAUUCACAGAAGACAAAUUGUCGAUACCAUGAUUGGAGCCGUCAAUGAAAAUUGUCCUAGUAGACAAACAGACACAUUUAAAAGUUUUCUCGCUGGAGCAGGUGUUUUAGGGGUUUGCUUUGCUCUGGUAAGAAUGUUAAUGCCACAUUCUGUAAACAUUCGUUUCAUCUAGCGACCCCUUUUAAAAAACAUAACCAACGAAACCAGACUUAAACAUGUUCGAACAUAUCAGACUAUAAACACGUAUAACGAUAUCAGCAUAACACAUGUUAAAAGAUACCAGUAUCAAACAUCUUCAAAUAUACCAGGACCAACAGGUUCAGUAAAUAUUUAUCAAAUGUUGUUUGAUAUAUAUUUGUAUAGCACUUGUAAUUGACAAGACAUUAUUAAUAAAACAAUUGAAAACGGCA